CCCGGCGCCCGGGACGAUCUGGCCGGGUCGGCGCACCGUCAGCCGUCGGGGGCGACGCUGGCCGUCGGAGAGCAGCGGCACCGACGGCAGUGGCUCGUCGACGGCGACGGAGAGAGGAGGAGACACACCCAGAGAGGCACGGAGGAGAGCCACCCGCUGGUGCUGCAGCCAUGAGAUGGCACCUGGCCUGCAGUCUGCUGCUCCUGCUGCUACUGACAACGCUCAGCUCAGCUCUCAAGUGUAUCCGGUGUAAGAACUGCGCCGCCAAGUACGAGGAAUCCCAGUCAGUGCGCUGUGACCCCGACAAGGACACGUGUCAGUGGCUACGGAUAAAGAAUGGCCAGAUGGACAGAGACUGCGGGAAGAAAGCCGACUGCGGCAGCAGCACGUUACUGCACUACCAGAUGGUCGACUGCUGCGAUGGCAACAACUGUAACGGAGCCAGCUCCGGCGGCAGUUCGCUGUGGCUGCUGGCAGCUCCCUCCUUGCUUCUGGUUCCGGCACUGCGGCGGCUCUGAGAUGUGUCCCUUCCUCAGCCGGGCUGGUUCUGAAAGGCACCCUUCCAAUCUGCUUGUCGCCGCAUUUCACCAGCUGAGAGGUGUCACUUCGUUAGCCGGGCCGGUUCUGAAAGACCGGCGCGUUCAGAUCGUUGCUGUAUCUCUGAGAGGUGCUCCUCCCUACCCCGCCGUGCGCCUGAGAAGUAGCUGUCGUGCGGCGGCCGUUCCUGAGCCACUGCGGCGGCUCUGAGAGCUAUCUCCUCUUCCUGAACCGCUGCGCUGGCCGUUAGGCGCCCUCCUGGGUAAUGGCUUCCGCGUCACGCCGGCCCUGAAAGUCUUCUCUCUGUGCUGAGUAAGCUCUAAGAAGCUUCUCUCUGUGCUGAGUCAGCUCUAAGAAGCUUCUCUCUGUGCUGCGUCAGCUCUAAAGAGAUUCUCUCUGCCCCGCACCAGCUCUGAAGGCCGCUGCACUGGCUGUCAGCAGCUGCUGCUGCCAGCCACGGCAGCCCAACAGAAAAUCUGGUGGCCCGGCCAAAUUCGCAUGGCGCAGGUGCUCUGUCUUCGGCGACAGCUGCAUAAGGAGGAAACAGGCGCCAAAUUGUAGACGGCAAGCGUAAAAGUAUCGGGUUUGCCAUUUUGCCAAAGGGGAUGGGUGUUAUCGUUGUGUGUUAGAGGGAAAUGUGAUAUUUUAGACUACUGAAACAAUAGGUGAAUAGUGGUUUUAGCGAUAAUGAAGCAGCUACAUUUGUAGCUAGAUCCUUAUAAGUAAGGACAAUUUGUUGAAGGGGUAUGGUAUGAGCACUUGCUGCGACGCUGUGGGACGUUCUCGUAGGUUACAUUACAAUGUACUGUCCCCAGGGGCCAUUUUCUUUGGGUUUGGACGUCACAUGGCAUUUCGUAAUUGGUUGUAAGGUAAAUGUUGUCAAUUUUCAAUACUUUGUAAAGAAAUGUAUCAUGUCCAGCAUUUAUUUGGAGCUCUUUACUUCUAUUUUUAGCGUUGCGCAAUACGCUUUUGCAUGUCUGUAUGCAUUAUUUUCCGAAUAAUGUAACUCAUAUGUCGACAAUAAAUGUAAUGAAUUGUU
Molecule: messenger RNA, 1576 nt
Organism: Amphibalanus amphitrite
Lineage: Eukaryota; Metazoa; Arthropoda; Thecostraca; Balanomorpha; Balanidae
Product: lymphocyte antigen 6H-like
Exons: 4
Coding region: 171-518 (115 amino acids)
Source: RefSeq, a predicted model, not a curated record